Messenger RNA from Lepisosteus oculatus (spotted gar), 1211 nucleotides. RefSeq names its product serine racemase (gene srr). The record is from RefSeq and is a predicted model, not a curated record. Gene Ontology annotation, molecular function: L-serine ammonia-lyase activity; threonine deaminase activity. Gene Ontology annotation, biological process: L-serine catabolic process; L-threonine catabolic process. NCBI's taxonomy places the organism in Eukaryota, Metazoa, Chordata, Actinopteri, Semionotiformes, Lepisosteidae.
CCACUAUCAAAUAUGUUCCAUGGGAAACAACCUCCAUUAACGAAAAGUAACUUCCUUUGUUUUCCAUUGCUAUUGCAGGACAGUAAAGCAUGGAAUCUGGAAAGGUCAUCAGUUUGGAGAUGCUGAAGGAAGCUAGAGAGACUGUGAUGUCAAGUCCGUUAAGAGUCGUCAAAACUCCAUUGAUUCCCUUGCAUCAAACGACAUUACCUCUCAAUGUGGAAUGCAAUCUUUAUAUCAAGAUGGAAAAUAUGCAAAGAACCGGUUCCUUUAAAAUCAGAGGUGUGGCGAAUCAGUUUGCCAGAAGACCAAAAGGAGGUCAUUUUGUUACCAUGUCUGCCGGGAACUAUGGCAAGGCAUUUGCCUAUGCUUCACAACUCUAUGGCUGUCGAGGAAAAGUAGUGAUGCCGGAAACGGCCCCUUCAUCUAGGUCCUCUGUGAUUGCUAGUUUUGGAGUUGAAGUGGAACGCGUACCAACAACCUCUUUGCUAAAUGCUGUGGACCGUUGUGUACGAGAAGAUAAUAUGCUGUUUCUGCAUUCUUAUGAUGACAUAGACCUAAUUGCUGGGCAUGGGAGUCUUGGUUUGGAAAUCCUGGAAACCAUCCCUAACCCAGAUGUCAUAGUUGUGUGCUGUGGAGGUGGAGGAUUGCUUGCUGGGGUUGCUGCUGCCAUUAAACUUUCCAACUGUGGCAACACAAAGAUAUAUGGAGUGGAACCAGAAGGAGCCUGUACCAUGUUGAAAAGCUUUAUUGAGAAGAAGCCUGUAUCAAUGGAUACAAAAAGCAUUGCUGCUGGGCUCGCUCCCCCUGUCGCAGGUCAACUCACAUAUGAGAUUUGCAGACAGCAUGUAGAAGAGGUUGUGCUUGUCACAGAUGAGGAAAUUAAAGCUGCAGUUUCUGCUCUGUACAAGGCUGGCAUUGUGGUAGAACCUUCAGGGGCAGCGGCCUUUGCAGCCAUAACAGAGAAAAUGAUUCCAGACAUCAAAGGAAAAAAUGUAAUUGUUGUCAUAAGUGGUGGCAACAUUGGAAAAGAUGAAUUGCAAAACUUCCCUGAUUAAAUAGGUUUCCUAAUAGGUUUGUAAAAAAUGCUAUACUUUACUGGCUUCAGAGAUGGGUUUAUUGUACCAGUAAACCAUAUAAAGAAAGUUCAGGUGACAUUUUAUACAAGACAGAGAAGUACAAGACACUGAAAAAUAAAGUAAAAGGCAAAAAUA